AUGCUCUGGGAAAGGGUGCUAGUGUUCUCUGGUAAACCACAAUGGACAUCUGAAAUGCUCAGGCACAUGCUGAACACACCUCUUGACAUCUCCAUCAAUCCAGUUGACCUUCCAGCAGAUUCUAGGGCACUGGUGAUCUUGAAUGUGAUGACUGUGGCUAAUCAUUUCUGGAGGUUUAGAGCCUUCAAUCUCACAGCUCCAUAUCCAUAUAUCUGCAAAUUUUUUGACUUGGUAUCCUUCAACCACAAUGAAGCACCCCACCUUUGGGUCUUGUCCCUUAGAAGCCAAAACUGGGGCAACCUGCCUGAGUGCAACAAAGCCCUCCCAGUCAAAUUGUUGACCCUGGCCACACCAUGCCUAGAGUACCUGGUGCUCCAAGGCUGCCACUUUCAUUGGGAUGCGAUGAGUUCUGGCCUUGCACAUUCCUAUGGUCUAUCAACCCUGCACAUCGAUUACCCAGAAAAAAGUGACCCAGCAUCGAAGCCAUCAACUUUUGCACUACUCACUGCACUUGUGCCACUCACUUCACUCAAGGAGCUCAAGUUAUGCAAUGCCACGAAACCUGUCCCAACCUCACAAUGGGACCACUUGACUGUCAUCCUCCUGCAGUUGCAGACCUUGCAUCUGCAGUCAAGCAUGCAACUCUGUGCCAACUUCCUGGGAAGAAUUGAGGCACCAACAAUUGUCUGCCUUGAUAUAGAUUGCAAUACCACCACUUCAUUCAUUGAAAUUUCUGCAUUCAUGACUGCAGUUGGGAAGGUGGCCCCCAAUGGAUGA
Molecule: messenger RNA, 777 nt
Organism: Pisolithus orientalis
Lineage: Eukaryota; Fungi; Basidiomycota; Agaricomycetes; Boletales; Pisolithaceae
Exons: 1
Coding region: 1-777 (258 amino acids)
Source: RefSeq, a predicted model, not a curated record